This is a messenger RNA of Elaeis guineensis (African oil palm), 1011 nucleotides long. Its product is annotated as protein LURP-one-related 8. NCBI's taxonomy places the organism in Eukaryota, Viridiplantae, Streptophyta, Magnoliopsida, Arecales, Arecaceae. The record is from RefSeq and is a predicted model, not a curated record.
CGACCCAUUCCACCAAGCUCUUCUUCUCUCCUCCUCUCUCGGUUUCCGGCCACCAGAGAGCUACCGCCGCCGCCGUCGCCGCCGCUGGGGAAUGGCUAAGGUCCACCCGAAUGCUGCCUCUCCUGCCCUCGAGCUCCCGAGGCCUGCCGUCUCUUGCAGAGGCGGCGCCGCGGGCCGGCAGGAGGCGGCGGUGCUGACGGUGUGGCGGAAGUCGCUGCUAUUCAACUGUAGUGGAUUUACUGUUUUUGAUGCCAAGGGAAGCUUGGUGUUCCGAGUCGAUAACUACGGGUCGGGGAGUAAGGGUGAGGUCCUGCUCAUGGAUGCCGCCGGGAAACCACUCCUCACCAUCCGGCGAAAGAAGCUGAGCCUAGGAGACCACUGGCUGAUCUAUAACGGCGAGGAGACCGUCAACCCCGGGUUCUCCGUCAAGCGGCACGUGAACUUCCUCCAGUCUAAGGCUUUGGCGCACGUGACACCGUGUGGAGCCGGUGCCGGCGGUGCCGGCCACGAGGUCCAGGGCUCGUACUCGCAGAGAAGCUGCGCGGUCUACGACGAGCGGCGGCGGCCGGUGGCCGAGGUCCGCCGGAAGGAGGCCGCCGCCGGAGGGGUGGCGUUCGGCGCCGACGUCUUCCGCCUCGUCGUGCAGCCGGAUCUCGACGUAUCGUUCGCCAUGGCCAUCGUCAUCGUCCUCGAUCAAAUGUUCGGAUCUCGAGGGUAUCGGAUCAAGGGCUAAGAUUGAGAGUGGGAGUUUAGAUUGGGUUGGCCAUUGGGAGGGUCAUGGGAAAGUUUUUCUUUUCUUUCUUUCCUUUCUUUUUUUUUUUCUUUUUUUUCCUUUUUUGCUUGUUCCUUUGGUGUUGGGAGGGCAGCAAGUAUGAUUAUGGGAGCCUUUUACUGUGUCACGGUUUGAUUUUUUAAUGAACCAUGUACCAAUAAAAGGCAAUUCUAUAUGAGUGUAAAUAUUUUUUUUUUCCCAAUGGAAAUAUUAGUAAGAGAAACUGUCCCUAUUUCUUA